Eimeria mitis is the source of this 1224-nucleotide messenger RNA. RefSeq lists its product as uncharacterized. The record is from RefSeq and is a predicted model, not a curated record. The transcript is spliced from 5 exons. The coding region runs from base 1 to 1224 and encodes 407 amino acids. Lineage: Eukaryota; Apicomplexa; Conoidasida; Eucoccidiorida; Eimeriidae.
AUGGGGGGGAGAGCAGCAGCAGCUGCUGCUGCAGCAGCAGCAGAGACGCAUGCUUGUUGCUGCAGCAAGAGCAGCAGCAAGCUGCAGCAGCAGACACAGAAGCAGCAGAAGAACCCUAGAUUUCAGCUGCAGCAGCAGCAGCAACCAGCAGCAAAUACUCCACCACAAGCUGCUCCUGCAGCAGCAACAGCUGCAGCUGCAGCAACUGCAGCAGCAGCAGCAGCAGCAGCAGCAGCAGCAGUGGAUGCAGCGCAGCGGCAGCAGCACAGCACGGGGGGUCCAGGGGGAGGCCCCCUGGCGGCGGGGAUCGCCGAUCCCCAGGAGGAGACCCCACACAGCCCACGCAGCCAAGCGCAGCAGCAGCAGCAGCAGCAGCAGCAGCAGCAGCAGCAGCAGCACGCAUAUGGAGCUGCCUAUACACCCCAGCUGCAACAGCAGCAGCAGCAGCAGCAACUGCUGCUGCAAUAUGGAGCUGCCUAUACACCCCAGCUGCAACAGCAGCAGCAGCAGCAGCAACUGCUGCUGCAGCAGCAGCAGCAACUCCUGCAGCAGCAGCUGCUGCAGCCCCCUCUAUCCGUCAGCUCAGUAGGCUUCCCUUUGAUGCAGCCGCAUCCUCUCGCGCAGCAGCAGCAGCAGCAGCAGCAGCUGCAGCAGCAGCAAGUGCCGCUGCAGCAGCUGCAGCAGCAGCAAAUGCCACUGCAGCAACUGCAGCAGCAGCAGCAGCAACUGCAGCAGCAGCAGCAGCAGCAGCAGUGUGAGGUUGAUAAAGAGCUGCAGCUGCAGCUGCAGCAGCAGCAGGUGCCGUUGCAGCAGCUGCAGCAGCAGCAAACGCCACUGCAGCAACUGCAGCAGCAGCAACUGCAGCAGCAGCAGCAGCAGCAGCAGUGUGAGGUUGAUAAAGAGCUGCAGCUGCUGGAUGAGAUUCAUAGACAGCUGCAAAUGAUUGAGCUGGCGGAGACACAGACAACAGAGCAGCAGCAGCAGCAGCAGCAGCAGCAGCAGCAGCAGCAACAACUGCUGCAGCAGCAGCAACUACUGCAGCAGCAACAGCAACAGCAACAGCAGCAGAUACGCGAGCAGCAGCAAAUGAUGCAACUUCAGCAGCAAGUGCCGCAGCAGCAACCACUGCAUAUUCAACAACGCAGCAACUGCUGCAGCAGCAGCAACUACUGCAGCAGCAACAGCAACAGCAACAGCAGCAGAUACACGAGCAGCAGCAAAUGA